AUGAACAAUCCCGCUGAUGCGCUUCGGCGUAUCGAUGCUGGUUGCCUUGCCGACAUCUUUGCCGACCGUCCUGGAAGAGUCAGCAAUCCCGUGGUGCAAGCAGUCCAGAUCAAGCCCAUCGCUGCUCAAGGUGGUGCUCAAGAACGUCACAGAGUCAUCUUCAACGAUACCAAAAACUAUGUGCAGACAAUGCUUGCUGUGCAGGAGAAUAACCUCAUCGAGGAGAAGAUUCUGCGCAAAGGAGUCCUAGUUCAACUGCUGGGCUAUUCUGCCAACAAGGUCAAGGCGAAGCGUAUCCUCAUUGUCACCAGAAUCAAGGUCCUGGAGGAGUAUGGCGAGCACGAGAAACUGGGCAACCCAGUACCAUUGGAGUUGAAAGAAGAAGAGGAAGAGAAGCCAUUCAACACAGCCAUCACGAGCAACGGCUUCUAUGGCAAGCAAGAGUCGCCAAAGCAGAGUCGACCUAUGCCAACUCACGCUAAGCCGUCGUCAUCAGCGCAUGCGAACAUCUACCCGAUUGAAGCGAUCUCGCCAUACUCAAACAAGUGGACUAUCAAGGCACGAUGCACGAACAAGUCUGAUAUCAAGACAUGGCACAACCGGAACGGCGAGGGCAAGCUCUUCAGUGUCAAUCUGCUCGAUGAGAGCGGCGAAAUUCGAGCCACCGGCUUCAACGAGCAGUGCGACCAGCUCUACGACGUGUUUCAAGAAGGUGGCGUGUACUACAUCUCAAGUCCUUGUCGGGUGACAUUCGCCAAAAAGCAGUUCUCAAAUCUCCCAAACGACUAUGAACUACACUUCGAGAAGGAAACCCUAGUUGAGAAGGCCGAAGAACAAGAUGGCGUGCCCCAGGUCCGAUACAACUUCACCUCGAUUUCAGACCUGCAGUUUGUGGAGAAGGACACCACUAUCGACAUUAUUGGCGUUCUCAAGGACGUUGGCGAGACAUCCCAGAUCACGUCCAAGACCACCAGCAAGCCCUACGACAAGAGAGAACUGACGUUGGUCGAUAACACCGGCUACUCUGUGCGACUGACCAUCUGGGGGAAGACUGCCGCCUCAUUCGACGUCCCACCUGAAUCCAUUGUGGCUUUCAAGGGUGUCAAAGUGUCAGACUUCGGCGGACGCAGUCUCAGUCUGCUGAGCUCCGGCUCCGUGAGCGCAAACCCAGACAUGCCCGAGGCACACAAAUUGAAAGGUUGGUUUGAAGACCAAGGCCGAAGUGGCAACUUUGCGACACACGCAAAUGUUCAAGGCACCGUCGGCCCUGGGGCUGGUUCUCGUAGCGAUCCGUUCAAGACCAUCUCGCAAGUCAAGGACGAACAACUGGGCAUGUCUGAAAAUGCAGACUUCUUCUCCGUCAAGGCGUCGAUACAAUACAUCAAGCAAGACAACUUCUGCUACCCAGCAUGUCGGUCAGAAGGAUGUAACAAGAAAGUCUUCGAAAGCGACCCUGGUCAGUGGCGAUGCGAGCGAUGCGACAAAACUCAUGACAAGCCAGAAUACCGGUAUAUCAUGUCCGUCAAUAUCAGCGAUCACACCGGCCAAUUGUGGGUCAGCUGCUUCGAUGAGACGGGCAGGAUGAUCAUCGGCAAGACUGCCGAUGAGCUGAUGGAGAUCAAAGAAGUUGACGAGAAGAAACUAGCCGAGCUAUUCUCGGAGGCGAAUUGCAAGACGUGGAACUGGAAGUGCAAGGCUAAACUCGACAGUUUCCAAGAACAACAACGAGUUCGUUAUCAAGUGACAUCAGCAGCACCUUUGAACUUCGUGGUCGAGUCACAAAAAUUGAUCGAGCUGAUCAAACAAUACAACAUCGACGACUAG
Molecule: messenger RNA, 1824 nt
Organism: Cladophialophora yegresii CBS 114405
Lineage: Eukaryota; Fungi; Ascomycota; Eurotiomycetes; Chaetothyriales; Herpotrichiellaceae
Product: replication factor A1
Exons: 3
Coding region: 1-1824 (607 amino acids)
Biological process (GO): DNA replication; meiotic cell cycle; nucleotide-excision repair
Cellular component (GO): nucleus; DNA replication factor A complex
Molecular function (GO): single-stranded telomeric DNA binding; damaged DNA binding
Source: RefSeq, a predicted model, not a curated record